AUUUAGUUUGUAUCGUGGAUUGCAGCCUGUAUUGAUAAGUUUGUGCUGUUCCAAUUUUGUCUACUUCUACACUUUUCAUGGUUUGAGGAGAUUAGUUCAGUCUAAUCAAGUUGGUCAUAGUGCUUUAGGAGAUUUGGGUGUUGCCAGCAUUGCAGGUGUUAUAAAUGUGUUUCUAACUACUCCACUCUGGGUGGCAAAUUCAAGACUGAAAAUGCAAGGUGCCAAAAUAUCUAAUGAAGAUCGAAAACGUUUGGGAAAACAUCCUGAAUAUGAAGGAUUAAUUGAUGCACUGAUUAAAAUUAGCAAAAUGGAGGGCAUAUCUUCAUUAUGGAGUAGCAUGGUACCAUCUUUAAUGUUGGUAAUCAACCCAGCAAUUCAGUUUUCAGUGUAUGAAGCUUUGAAACGUGAAUUACCGAAAUUGUUAGGAAAAAAUACCUUAAAUGCAGUUGAAUUUUUUCUACUCGGUGCAAUAGCCAAAAGUGUAGCUACAGUUCUUACUUAUCCUCUACAAAUUGUUCAACAAAAGCUGAGAUAUGGAUCUCAGGAGCUAAAAAAACUUGCUACAAUUCAAAUUUUUGCUCAUAUCAUUAGAACUAGUGGUGCUAGAGGUUUAUACAAAGGACUAGAGCCUAAACUACUGCAAACUGCUCUCACAGCUGCUCUUAUGUUUUUAUGUUACGAGAAAAUUGCAGCAUUUGUUUUCCAUAUUAUGGGUAUAAGAAGGACAUCUUUACGAAAAAGCCAUUAAGAUCUUAUAUGUACAAAUUAUUUAUUGCUUAUGUUAUUUAAAAUUGAGCCGUUUAUUUCAAAAACCAGUCAAGCAACAAAGUUUCUAAUUUCAGAAAACAUUUAUUUCAUCACAUUAAAUUAUUCAUCACUUGUUACUGAAAGAAAUAUGUAUUCAUUUCAGUUUAAAAUAUUGUAAUCCUUAUGUAAAACUUUUAAAAUAAGAGUAAAAAUGUUUUGUUGUACUUUUAGAGCUUGUCUCUUGACUGGGUUUUGAAAUAAACAGUUCAAUUGUUGAAUGCUUGCAUUGCAUAGCAAACUGAAGUUUUGGAUUAAACUCCAAAACUUCAGUUUGCACUUAAACGUGCAAAAUACUUUCUUUCACAAUGUCAAAAACUUGAUACCUAUUGGUUUUAGAAGCUUCCCAAAUUAGUUGGUAAAUUUGAUUUAAGCAAAUGAUGUCCAGCAAAAUUAAACUACUGUGACCUCUUACUUAUACGCAACCAAAGGGGACUGUAAAUUUUAGUACACAAGUGAGAUUCGCGCAUAAGUGAAAAACCCAAAAAAUAAGCUUAAAUACAAUAAGUUAACAUCAGUUAUACAAAUACUACACUACUAAUAGUAAUGAAUAAAUAUGCAAAUAAUUUCCCUAAAUGCAUUGUAAUUUAAUAAAAAUGUAAAAUAUGAAGUACGUUUUGUCAUUUUUUAUACACUGUACAGUACCUAAGCGAAUUCCCCGAAACCAAAAAAAUGUCGUGUGAUCAGUGCUAUAGUCUAGUCUACGAGGAUGCAAAAGAUCCUCGAUAGGCCAUGUCAGUACUUACCGAUUGACCACGACUUUUUAGUGACGUCAACCUUUUCGUUCUUGACGUUAAGCCGUUCUCCCUCUCGAUGUCAAUCAUAAGACUUAAUUCUACCUCCAAUUGUACACUUGUGUGAAAAAGAAUGCAUUCUUGGAAGAAUCCAAACAAUGGAAUAAAGACGUGUAAGUCCAUUCCAAGAGACAAAGAAAGGGCACAAAACUUUCGUUAAGCAAAGCUUGAAUAGGUGAUUUAACUUAAACUUGAAAAAAAUUUUAUGGUGCAUAAGUGAAAGUUGUAUUUUAGAUUUCGCGUAUAAAUGAACAAGAGUUAUAUUUGUUUUCCUAUAUCUCUGGCCGAAGCUCAUGAGGAAAACGAGCAUAAGUGAAAAACGCGUAUAACACAGGUGGCGUAUAAGCGAGAGAUCACUGUAAUAAAUAACCUAAAUAAUUGAUUGGAAUCUGCCAUUUUAGCUUACUUAAAAUUUAGAAAAUAACGACUUGUCAGCGGUGGAAAUCUCAUAAGUAGGAUAUCCUACCAUUCAAAAAGCAUUUUAAAAUAAAAGAAACAUGAAGUUUUUUUAAUCAAAUCUAAUUAAAGUAAGAUAAAUAAAUACCUUUGUGUUGAACAGUAAAGUAAGAAAUAACAACAUCAAUAAAGCACAAAUUGCAGAUGUCUCCAGACACGUGUUUCGUUGUUACAGGGCUGGCUUUUGUCGGAUGUCUUUUCAUCCAUAAACUCAUUACUUUUUGCAUUGAAAAAGGCAUUCCCUGUAAUGACAAAACAUGUGUUUGGAGUAAUCUGCAAUUGUGCUUUUUUGACGUUAUUUCUUACAUUAAUAAAUAAAGUAAUUUAUAGUAAUGCAUGCUGGGAAUGUUAGCAUAAAUAUGUUAUUAAUGAGGUUUGUGUUAAGGUUAUAGUUGAUAUUUUGUUCUGUUAUUGAUAAUGUAAAAAAAUUUUGGAACUAGAAUGUUAUCCGCUUGUUCUGUAAUUUAGAUACCGUGCAAUGUAGCAUUUCUGUUUAUUAUAUUAUGCAUUGAACAAAAUAAGUGUUUUAUAACUGAUUUUUUAUACAUGUUUAGAAUAUUUUAAGUUUUUUUAUAUUGUUAAUAAACA
Molecule: messenger RNA, 2642 nt
Organism: Uloborus diversus
Lineage: Eukaryota; Metazoa; Arthropoda; Arachnida; Araneae; Uloboridae
Gene: PMP34
Product: peroxisomal membrane protein PMP34-like
Cellular component (GO): peroxisomal membrane
Molecular function (GO): FMN transmembrane transporter activity; NAD transmembrane transporter activity; coenzyme A transmembrane transporter activity
Source: RefSeq, a predicted model, not a curated record